AUGUUCGCUGUAGCACUACUAAGGCACAUUAUCAAGACUUCACGACAGUUGAGAAUGAAUGAGUUAGAAGAUCGACAAUUGCGAAAAACGUUGGUAGUUAUAAUGAUUCUAGACAGCGGUGAUAACUGUACUAGUGCCAAGACCAGAUCUCAACUUGCUAUAGAACGGAAAGAGAACGAGAAGAGGGGAUCUGCCGCAUUUUCUACUCUCCGACCACGUGGGCAGAGCCUCUUGAGAUAUCCUGCUUACCGCGGACAAGACCUCUCUUCACUGGUCGCUAGAGGAGAAAACAAACAUCCGUUAAAGACGACCAAUAAAACAGUACAGAGAUGA
Enterobius vermicularis (human pinworm) is the source of this 333-nucleotide messenger RNA. The record is from the annotation of a GenBank genome assembly. Lineage: Eukaryota; Metazoa; Nematoda; Chromadorea; Rhabditida; Oxyuridae.